This is a messenger RNA of Monomorium pharaonis (pharaoh ant), 2237 nucleotides long. Its product is annotated as alanine aminotransferase 1. The record is from RefSeq and is a predicted model, not a curated record. Lineage: Eukaryota; Metazoa; Arthropoda; Insecta; Hymenoptera; Formicidae. The coding region runs from base 188 to 1885 and encodes 565 amino acids. The transcript is spliced from 5 exons. Gene Ontology annotation, biological process: biosynthetic process. Gene Ontology annotation, molecular function: L-alanine:2-oxoglutarate transaminase activity; pyridoxal phosphate binding.
CGAGCCAACGACGCUGAUUAAUCGAGGAGUGAUAAGCGCGGAAGAAGGAGAGUGAGCGAGAGGAAGAGAGAGAAAGAGAGAGAGGCGCGGCAAGUCGUCCCUCGCUGGUGGGAAGAACAGGUUGACAGGAGGAGAGGAGGAGCAGAGGAAAAAGGGAGAGCGAAACCGGGAAGGGUAACCAGACGACAUGUCGCACGCGUGCCUGCGGAACGCCGUGCUCGCCGGCGGCUGGCCGACGAGGACGGUGACGGUGACGGCGAGACAGAGUGCCAGCCACAGCGGCGGCGACGGUGGCGGCGGGGCGCUGACUGGCCGCGGAGGGGUAGGGAUGCCGGACGCGCCGCCGGUGUCCUCCGCACCGCUUCUACUCCAGCCGGUUAUUCCCUGUCGUGGCAUGGCGUCGAGCGCAGCGACGGCGGCGGCGGCGGCGGCGGCGGCCAGCCCGCGCGGCAAGGUCCUCACCGAGGACAACGUCUUCGUGAACCUGCGCAAGAUGGAGUACGCGGUGCGCGGGCCGCUGCUCAUCAGGGCCCUGGAGAUCGAGAAGGAGCUCCAGAAGGGCGCCAAGAAACCCUUCAACGAGGUGAUCAAGGCGAACGUGGGCGACGCCCACGCGAUGGGCCAGCAGCCCAUCACGUUCCUGCGUCAGGUGCUCACGCUGGCGGUCUCGCCGAACCUGCUGUGCGACCCGAGUUACCCGGAGGACGCGAAGGACCGCGCUCGGAAGGUCCUCGGUGGCUGCAAGGGCGGCAGCGUGGGCUCGUACUCGGAGUCCGCCGGGAUCGAGUGCAUUCGCAAAGACGUUGCGCAAUACAUUCAGGACCGCGACGGCGGUAUUCCCUGCGACUACCACAACAUCAUCCUCUCGAACGGCGCUUCUGACGGUAUCAAGUCCUUCCUAAAGCUAUUCAACGAAAGGAUCGACGGCAAGCCAUCCGGCGUGCUGAUCCCGAUUCCGCAGUAUCCCCUGUACUCGGCGACCCUAGCGGAGUUUGGCCUCGCCCAGAUCGGGUAUUAUCUAGACGAGGACAACAAGUGGUCGCUGGAGAUCAGCGAGCUGGAACGAGCGCUGCGAGAGGUCAAGGGCACGUGCAAUCCGCGCGUGUUGGUGGUGAUCAAUCCCGGUAAUCCGACCGGUCAGGUCUUGACUCGCCAGAACAUCGAGAACGUCAUCCGCUUCGCCCACAAGCACCAUCUGUUCCUGCUGGCCGACGAGGUUUAUCAGGACAAUAUAUAUGACAAGGACAGCGCGUUCCAUUCCUUCAAGAAGGUCAUGACGGAGAUGGGCGAGCCGUAUUCGAAGAUGGAGCUCGCCUCGUUUAUGUCUAUCUCGAAAGGAUACAUGGGCGAGUGCGGAAUCCGUGGCGGUUACGCUGAGAUCAUCAACAUGGACCCGGAGGUGAUGAAGGUGCUGUUGAAAUCGAUCUCCGCGAUGCUGUGCCCCACCGUGCUCGGCCAGGUGGUGAUGGACGUCGUGGUGAAUCCGCCGCGGCCGAACGAGCCGUCGUACGAGCUAUUUCAAAAGGAGAAGAAGGAAACGCUGCGCUCCUUGGCGGAGAGAUCGCAGCUCGUUGUCGACACGCUCAACAGUAUUCCGGGAUAUAAGGCGAAUCCGCCGAUGGGCGCGAUGUAUGUGUUCCCGCGCUUCGAGCUGCCGCCAAAGGCGAUCGAGGAGGCGCGAGCGAAGGGCCAGGAGCCGGACGUCUUCUACGCGUUCAAGCUGCUGGAGAGCACCGGGAUCUGCGUGAUCCCGGGCUCGGGCUUCGGCCAGAUACCCGGCACGCACCACUUCCGGACCACGAUACUGCCGCAAAAGGAGAAAAUCAAAACAAUGCUCGAAGCACUGAAGCAAUUCCACCUCAAGUUCCUCAAGGAAUAUAGUUAAAUAAUAAUGAAUUUUCGGUUGAGAAAAAAAUUGAGAUUAUAAGGAAUAGGAAUAGCAAUUAAUGAGACAACCGGGGCUGUGCAUAGCGCGAGGAUCCGCGCGAAGAUCAAUUCCCGAUACAAGCGCGCAUCGCGAACGCGAUAUAUUUUUAUUACGAUUAACGACUCACUGUCGAGAGAUGGUUAUCGCGUUAAGACGUUGUUGUUGAGUUGCGUAGAAAUCUUGACGAAACUUCAAUUUGUUGUAAAUGUAAAUGUGAAUUGUUGAUUAAGAAUAUCUGUACAUAUCUGAUAUUAUGUAGUCAAUCGAGAUGAAAAGAGAUUGAAUAUAUUGUUGCAGUCAGGAUACCGUA